AUGCAAUUUUUCAUUAACGGCUCUGUCUAAAAUGUACCUAGUGUACCCUAUAAAUUACUAAACAGAUGAUUUUCCUCAUCUAGUGAACCCCAACGUUAUAGACGAAAGUCGAUUUAGACAUCCCUAAACAUUUGCAAUGUUCUUGCUUCUGCAGAGUUUAUUUUGUUUUUAACCGGACUUUAUUGAUGAUCGACUAGGUUGGACGUUUUGGGAUAUUGACCAGUUGUUCUCCUGACUUCAACUCAUCACACAAGCUAUAAUUCAUUCAUUCACAACUCCCAAGUCAAGCCUACUUGCAGUGACUAAAAUUGAACGCGCAAAUUCGUAUCUGAGCUUAAAUGCCUCAGAAUUGGUUAACAGGAUCCUUGCUUGCACUAUGAAAAUAAUUCACCACUAUUGAAUAUCCUAGAAAUCCACGAGAAACAAGGAAAUUCGAGUAAACGUUUACCUCAGACAAUUUGGAAGAUCAACAUGACAACGGAUACUGAAGAAAAAUCAUCCGAGGAGAAAUUGCAACCAUCUAAAACAACAGUAGACCAAACAAACGAUAACAACAAACCUCUUCCACCAGAAAUCAUGGACAUACUAAAAGAUCUAAGUGAAAAUAGUAAAAUCGUUUUUAAAUCACAACAAAGAGGUGAGGCGGAACUGCUGCAAUCGGAAAAAAUCCAAUUAGCCAAAGAUGUAUAUCAAAGGAAUCCACAGACCUUCCUUAUCCGUUUCGGUAGUUAUAUGCAGCAGAAACAUUUGGAAGAUUUUGCACGACUUUCUAUAGCCGACAGUGAUGAGGAAAUGUAUUGCAUGGUUAGUGAAUAUCAAAGGAAAUUGAAAACAAGACAACAGGAUGUAAAGAAUCGCAGAUAUGUUGCCCUGCAACGACUCAUUCAAGAUGGUGAGUACUUCAGUGAACAGGAAAUGAUGAAAAGAUCCCCAGAACUAUACCACGAACUGGUUGGACAACAUUUGAGCAAGGAAGAAAGGCAAAUGCGUGAUAGCUAUGAUGUAAAGAACACCACAUUUUCUGGCAUACUAAUGCACAACAUGGAACGUGAUGAAAUAUCCAAAAUAAUGGAAGAGGCUGAGAAGAAAAUUAAAGAAACUCAAUCCGAUGAGUCGUGUGAUAGUACAAGUUCAACGAAUUCUUCAGAAGUGAUAAAAGAAACAAAAAAAGAUGGUAUCACAGAAGAUGUCGUUGAUUCUGUGGUGCCACAAAAUUUCCGCCAACAAUGGGGUAAUUUUGACAAUGAACAACAAGCCUGUUCUUCAAGUAAAGUAGAGACGAAGAAGGAGGUAAAGAAGAAAGCAGUGGCAAACAAAAUCAUUCCUUUAGAUAAUCUCAUCACUGCCGAUGAGAGAGAACUUUUGCGGCAGGAAUUUAUAAGUCAAAUGCAUGAAUCCUUUUUAAAUGGACAGGAUAGUGAUUUUGACUAUGCCACCGUAGAUGAUAAUACACAGUAUGAUGAUUUGGUAAUUUUGAAUCAGGACAGGGAAGAUAAAUACUUUGAAGAAGACGACAGUGACGAUGAUGAUAUAGAAGAUGGUGAUGGCAAAGAAAAACGACAUAUUUCUGCCGUUAUGGAACAAAGUGAAUCAGAAGAUGAACUGGAUGUUUAUAUGAACCAUUUAAAUAAACAUUUUAGUUUACAAAAGUAA
Messenger RNA from Musca domestica (house fly), 1653 nucleotides. RefSeq names its product coiled-coil domain-containing protein 97. NCBI's taxonomy places the organism in Eukaryota, Metazoa, Arthropoda, Insecta, Diptera, Muscidae. The transcript has 2 exons. The coding region runs from base 472 to 1653 and encodes 393 amino acids. The record is from RefSeq and is a predicted model, not a curated record.